This is a messenger RNA of Lycium ferocissimum, 387 nucleotides long. RefSeq lists its product as uncharacterized. The transcript is spliced from 2 exons. The coding region runs from base 1 to 387 and encodes 128 amino acids. The record is from RefSeq and is a predicted model, not a curated record. NCBI's taxonomy places the organism in Eukaryota, Viridiplantae, Streptophyta, Magnoliopsida, Solanales, Solanaceae.
AUGGGGUUCAUGGUUUUGAAAUUAGAGAUGGCUGUGGAUGUUAAGGGGUGUUCUUGCCCUUAUGCUGUUUGUGCUUAUUAUUACUUGAAUCUAGAUCCUGAUGCACAUGUAGAGCAUUGGUAUAGGAAGGAAACAUUUCUUAAGGCUUAUAGUCACUUCAUCCAACUUAUUACCAAUAUGAGGAUGUGGCCUAAGACUACAAACCCAUCAAUAGAGCCUCCAGUGCCAAGAAAAAUGCCUGGGAGACCAAAGAAGAAAAGAAUGAAGGAUAAAGAUGAGCCAAAGAAAUAUGGAAAGUUGUCAAAGAAGGGUGUGAAGAUGACUUGUUCAUUGUGCAAACAAGUUGGCCAUAAGAAGGCACUGUGGAAGAAGAGUAAGUACAAUUGA